AUGACAAACGAUAACAACACCCCCAAUGUCACAACAACUCCACUCAACGUUGCAGCCACUGAUGCAACUGUGACAACCGCUGGAAACAUCACACCAACCGAUGCAGCAACAACAAGCACUAUCCUCCCUGCGGGAAAUGUUGCUGAUGAAACCACUCGCCGUAGCCUAUUCGGUGCUGAUCUUUAUCAGACGGGUUCAGUAUCUAAGAAGAUGAUGUUCUUCCUGACAACCAUGAAGCUGGACAAGUUCAUCCAGGAGGACAAGCCCCUUAUUCCUUAUGGGAUUGAUGAUGUUCACAGUCUUGCAACUGUUGACAUAUGGGUUCUUUACGACUUCAUCUGCAAAGGUUACAUUUUGGGUCAUCUCAUUGACCCAUUGUACCGUGUCUACUGUGAGAUCCCCACGUUCAAGGGGAAGUGUCACUACUGUCACAAAGCGGGACACAAGACUGCUGAGUGUCGCAGCAAGAUUAGAGAUGAGAAGCAUCAAGCGAAUCUCACUGAGGAGGAUCUCGUUGCAAUGGUGACCGAGAUCAACGUGGUUGAAGGCAGCAACCCCAAGGAAUGGUGGUAUGACACUGGUGCAACCACCCACAUUUGCACCAAUAGGGCCACUUAUCAGAAAAGCAAGACUCAGGAGAAGCUGUUCAUGGGAAACACUGCAGUCUCCAAGAUUGAAGGCCGCGGCAAUGUGGUUUUGAAGAUGACAUCAGGACGUGAAGUCACUCUGACGAAUGUGAAGUAUGUGCCUGACAUGAGGAAGAACUUGGUCUCGGGAACCUUUCUCAGCAAGAAUAGAUUCGCCACAAGUCUUGAGGCUGACAAGCUCGUGAUUAAGAAGAAUGGGAUGUAUUUGGGAAAGGGGUAUGCUAAGGAUGGACUUGUCAAGAUAAAUAGAGGAGGAGACGGGUGUUACAAAAUAUUGAAGGCUUUCUUCAGCAUCUUUAGCGCUGCAACUCUCUGCUUCUUUGGACCUCCCUCGUCGCUGAUAAAAGAUUUUAGAUCAACCCCGGAAGACUUCACGAGGCUGCCGUCGUGGAUCCCCUUCCAAUCAAACAUUGCAUUUCGCUACCACGAAAUCACUUGGUACGGUGAGAAGAUAGAGGAAGAUCCAACUGGUGUCUCUGAUUCUAUCAGGUUCGCCUACUCCAUCUCUCAGUGCGAUGCAGUUUUCGUCCACAGCUCCCCGGAGUUCAAACCCGAGUAUCUUGGUUUGCUACGAGAUUUGUAUGGAAAACCGGUGUUUCCGACUGGGUUUCUGCCUACCAGUACUGAAGACGAAGUUGGAGAUGCAACAUGGGUUGGCAUAAAGAAGUGGCUAGACAAGCAGCGAGUCAGCUCAGUGGUUUACGCAGCACUAGGAACGGAGGCGAGCCAUCGUCCAGCGGAUCAUGGGUUGGAAAAAUCAGAGGUGCCUUUCUUUUGGGUUCUAAGGAACGACUCACAGAUUCCGGAGGGGUUCGUGGAACGAAUCAAGGGACGUGGCAUGGUUCAUAAUGGAUGGGUUCCUCAGGUCAAAAUACUGAGUCACGACUCGGUGGGCGGGUUCUUGACGCACUGUGGCUGGAACUCAUUGGUGGAGGGGCUAGGGGUAGAGAGAGUCCCAAUCUUCUUCCCAGUGUUGAAUGAGCAAGGGCUCAACACGAGGCUGGUGGAGGGAAAGGGAGUCGGUGUUGAGAUCCCAAGAGAUGAGAAAGAAGGAUCUUGUCACGAACAACAUUACAUACAGGAGCAAUUAGACUUAACAUACUUCAUAUGUUUAUGGAAACUAGGUUUGCAGCAAUAUGAAUGGUUGUCUUACUGUCACAUAAAAUCGUGAUGGUUCAUGUUUGA
Molecule: messenger RNA, 1832 nt
Organism: Brassica oleracea var. oleracea
Lineage: Eukaryota; Viridiplantae; Streptophyta; Magnoliopsida; Brassicales; Brassicaceae
Product: soyasaponin III rhamnosyltransferase-like
Exons: 4
Coding region: 1-1818 (605 amino acids)
Molecular function (GO): UDP-glycosyltransferase activity
Source: RefSeq, a predicted model, not a curated record